UUCUGACGGCACCUGAAAGCAACAGACCCUCCGCUAAGCUAACGUUAGUGGGCAGUUUGACACCUUCACCCUAAGGAGAGGACAGUGUUUUUAAGGUGUUAAUCGAGGGUGUGUUUCUGUCUGCUGCACAAAAUGCUCAACUCACAGAGGUCCCUGUCCGAGCUGCCCAAGAUGUCGGCUGCCAGUCAAGUGGAGCGAGCUGUGCUGGAGGAGGAGUUCAACUGGCUGCUUAAAGAAGAAGUGCAUGCUGUUCUAAAGCAGCUCCAGGACGUCCUCAAGGAGGCGUCUAGACGUUUCUCCAUGCCGACAGCAGGUCUGGAGAGCCAGCACAAACAGGAAAACUUCAUCCUCGGCAGCUCAACCAUGGAUCAAGUAAAGGGGGUGCUGACUCUGCAGGGAGAGGCUCUGACUCAGGCUGACAUAAACCUGAAGAUUGCAAAGAGCAGUCAAGCGCUGCACUUUCAGUUCAGAGAGGACAAGCAGUGGAAACUGCAGCAGAUCCAGGAUGCUAGGAACCAUGUGAACCAGGCUCUCCAGUUGCUGAGCAGCCACGAUGACAGCUACCAUUUCAAGACAGGUGCUGAGGUUAAUAAGCUCAUGGAUGCAGUGAUGCUCCAGCUGACGCGAGCACGGAACCGCCUCACCACCCCGGCCUCCAUGACGCUGCCCGAGCUGGCCACUAGUGGUCUGAUGAAAAUGUUCACUCCUCCCAUGCCCGGGGACGUGAUGGUGAACUUUUACAUCAAUUUAAGCAAACUGUGUCUGACUGUCUACCAGCUUCAUGUGCUGCCACCCAACACAACAAAGAAUUUCAAGCCAGCUGGAAGCUCAGUGUUGCACAACCCCGGAGCAAUGUUCGAGCUCAACAGCAACCGGUUUGAGGUCAGCCACGUGCACAAGGUGGAGAGUGUGGUGCCUUGGCUUAACGAUACGCUGGUAUUCUUCACUAUCUCCCUGCAGCUCUGUCAGCAGCUCAAGGACAAGAUAUCUGUCUUCUCCAGUUUCUGGAACUACAGACCUUUCUAAUCCACCUCCCGUCCAUCCUCCGGAGACCGGUCAGACCCAAACUAACCACCAAGUGUAAGGGACAUCCUGGGAAGGUUUUUAUUUUUUUACAUAUAUUUAUCAUCCUGUCAUUUAGUUGUAAGUGUUGCAUGAUUAGCCGAGGGAGCCAAUCCAACCCCGACAGAUACCAAUGUUUGCAAUUUCCCAGUUGUUUCUCUGAUGUAUGUGUUGCAUCUCCCAGCACUGACUUGAACUUCUCAAUGAAUGAAUGUGAUUGUUGCUGUUGAUUUUAUUAUUAGAAUGAUUUUUUGUUACCAGUACUUUCUGAGUAUUUAUCUGAUUCUCAUCCCAAAGUCUUCUGAACUGUCUUGUUGUGUGGAACACUAAUGUGUGUACUCAGGGUCGGAAGACUAGGCAGCACUAAGAGCUCACAGUGGGAGGUUCUUUCCUGAAAUACUUUGAGUUCCUUCACAGCAGUUUCAAAGUUUCUUGCCUCACAUACAGUCCUACUUUCUUUCUCCCAGCUUUCUAAAGAGCGCCUAAUUUUAGACGUCAUAUUCAUUUUCCUGUGUCUCUGAAGGAGUUUUAUCUGAGAAAGGAACUCAGGUGACAUCUAAGGUUGUCACAAUACUAGAAUUUUAAACUUUAUAAAAGACUAGUAUUAAAAAAAAAUACUUAAUACCUCUUUCAAUACCAUAGCAAAAAAAGCCCUUAGCACACAUAAUAUAAUAAUUUUUCUUUUCUUUUUUUAAAUUAAGAACUUGCACACAGUGCUGGUACAGAUAAAGUUACUAAACAAUGUACACAUUUGUAAUAAUGUUAAUAGUUAAGACUAUUAUUAUUAUUCUUAAAUAUUUUCCCUACUUUGUAGGCCUACACAUUCUUUAUGUUGUUCCUUUAAGUAUUAUUUAUUUUUUUCUCUAAUGUUGCUUCACUUGUAGACAGGUGCUCUCCAUGGCUUUUCCUUGUACAAAUAAAGGAGAAAUAAAAUCCUUCCAAUGGGAAACUCAAACCGUAACCGUCAAGUAAUGCAGAUUGUAUUAAAAAAAAGUAUCCAAGUAUUGAUACUUUUGACUACCUUGUCGUGGGGUGGUUUUAGGGCUGCACGAUUAUAGCUAAAGUGAUCAUCUUGAUUAUUUUGAUCAAUACGAUUAUUUCAUCUAGAGAGUACUAAAAAUCUGAAUAUGACCUUUGUCUUGUUUUGUAGACGCAUUUUUGUUGAACAAGAGCAGUCAGUGUCAAGCUAACUGACAAAUACUCUGCACUUCCUGUGACUAGCGUACUUCAAAAUAAAAGUCAACUUGUGUUUCUCAAGUUAAAUGUUGUUAAUGUGAAGCUGCAGCAGUAGGAAAUGUUUAGUGUUUUUAGUAUUAGCUUAAUACAGCAUUUCUUCCAGGAAUAAAAGUAUCCGGGCUGCAGCAGCAGGGUGUGUGUGCAGCGACAGGACGGCUCCCCAAAAGGAAAACCAGAACGUCUCACCUGUGGUGGCUGCUGUUAGUUUAGGGUUAGAGUUUUGAGAAUGCUGUUAUAGCAUUCCUUGAGCAGAACAUUUAAAACCUCAAUAUCAUAGACGAUCACCUUAACUUAAUUGUAAGAAGCCAAGAUUGUGAUUGCUAUUGAUAUUCAAUGUUGGUCUAUUCUGGUCUGGAUCAGUGGAUGACUUCUCUUUGUUCGGUUGUUAGAAACUCGAAGUGUGGUUGAUAGAAGUGGGAUUUACUAGGAAGGAGGGUCUGACAAAGACAUUUUUGAGUUGCAUUAUGGGAUGUGUACGAUCCAAUGUUUUUGGAACUCGACCUUUGCUGCCAAGAUUUUGUAUUUACUUAUUUAUUUAUCUGUCUGUUGUAGGUCAUCUGUAAGGAAGUACAAUACAAAAACACUUAAACUUUGAAUCAUUAACAAUCCACCUGCACUAAUAAAGCCAUCCACAGUACUGUGUCUGUUUAUGGUCUCCUAGAUGACACUAAACUCUUGUUUUAGAAACUACAAGGGCACUCAGAGACCGCAGACUCACAUCUUUUGUUGUCUGUUUAGUUACAGCACACCAUUCACACCAAGUCCACACAAAACAGAAAUUAGAUUGCUGUUUGCUUCUGCAUAUUUAUGUAUUUCAUGUAAAAACUGGCAACUAUGGAGGGACUGGUCACUGUAGCCUAUAGUGCUGAAUGUGUGUUACGUCCCCCUGCCAAGCAGCUAUAAUCAUCCUUUUAGCUGACUGGGAGCUCCCAGUGAACAGAACAGCCAGACCGGGACUGAAUGCAGCAUUUGAUGCUGGUGGAGGACAGUUUGGCGUCAGGGAAUACAGGACAGAGUUUUUUUGUUUUUGCUGGGUUUUGCUCUGGUAUCCCAGGGCUGGGUCCGCUAAUGUUAUCUGCCAUUAGCUAGUUAGCUUGUGAAGCUAACAUUAGCUGCUUUUAGCUAAAAGUCCAUCAAUCACCUUGGUACCAGUGACUUCAAACUGCCCUCCAUCUGUUUUGUAGGUUGUGUUCACUGGGAGACUGCUGAGUCCCGUUCGGUUGCACGCUAACGGUAACUACAUUAGCAGUUAGGAGGACUUCAGAGGGAAAACCAGAAAAUAUUUUCUCCGUAAAAUAUGAUCAAGGUUUUACCCAAAUCACUAAUAAAGUUGCGUCUUUGUACAAUAAUCAGUGAGGCCCAGCCCCCAAAAACAACGGCAGAAAGCCAUGGUGUUGCUAGCUAGCUAACUAAUGAGUCUUCACUCUGUGUAGCUAAAAGUUGAAGCUUGAUUGACAGGUGGAUGUCAUGAUAUUAUUGGUUGAAAUUGGGUGGUUCACACUAUGUAAUUAUUGGAUUUCAAUAUCAAGAUUUUCUUUUGGCAUGCAUUGUUAAAUAGCGGUACAGUUUGACAGGGGAUGUGAUCUUAAAGGGUUAAAAGGGCAUUUUUCAUUUCAUCUGGACUUUAACUACUUUAACAUGCACAACAAUUUCACUUCAUUUUGCCAUAGACACCGGUGUUACAAUAGACCGCAGUGUUAACAAAAGUGAAAAAUAAUCUGCCCCGAGAUUUGGAUCCUCUCCAAACUUUAAUGGUUUUCUCUUGGCCCAUGCUUCACCCUUCCAACAAGUUUCAUUUCAAUCAGAGCAGUAGUUUUUCUGUAAUCCUACUGACAGACAAACAGCACUGAAAACAAAAAAACCUUUACUCUGAUUUCUUUUCAGUUUCACUAAUUCUGUAAUUAUUCUUAUGAGACAGGUUUUAGGUCAAGUUUAAAGCACUGGGUGUUGCACAGUAUGUUGGCAAUGUGACAGUAUUGGAAAGGGAAGGCAAAGGGGAAAAUAAACAGUCAAAGCUAUGAGGGGAUACAAUAGUAUGAGGGAAAACAUUUCCCACUGUGAGUGUUUAGAGGAUACAUUCACUGACAGUACAGUAUCAUCUGUUCGUGGCCCAGUUCCAAUGUCCCACUGUCUCAGACACUUUCCUCAGAGCUGUCUUACAGUAAAUCAGGAGGUGCUUCAGAGCUCUUGAGUCCUUUUAUGUGUGUGUGUGCAGCUCCACAGACGUCGCUCAAGGCUAUAACCCACAAUAUACAUAAUACAAUACAUAAACACAAUGCCAGGGUUGCUUCAUCCAGGUAGCCUGACUGCCCCAUUCCUCACAUGCUGUGUUAUGCUAGCAGCAGCUAAUGUAGCCUGGAGCAGCUAGCCUGCUGCCCAGAUGAGGAGCGGUCCACAGAGGUCUGGUAAGAUGACUUUUUUUCUAACUCCAAGAUUUGUCUCAUUCUUCAGCCCCAAACGACGCUGAGCCAAUCACCUGAGGACAUUUCUCAGACUGCACACAGCUCCCUGGAGACACUAGAGGCUUUAUACAGCUGACAUUCAGUAAUGCUCUCCCACACCUGGAGACACUUAGAUUUUAAGCAUGAUCAGCCGUGAAGGGGAGCUGCACUUUCUGACGGUUCAGGCCUUAGGCAGGCUUCCCACGCAUCCUGGAAAAUCUGGAAAUGCAGAGACUAGUUUUCCAGUCAUGGGAACGCCUUGAAAUGGAUUAAAAAAUGUUAUUGUAUUUUAGCUCCCCAACAUGAAUCCAUUUUUUCCAGAGCUGCGAGCAGAAUACUCAUGAAAGCCCAAUGGAGACAUUUCUUGUUGUGGUUAAUAAAUACUUCCACAGCCAUGUUAAUUACUUCCAACAAACACUUUAUGCUUCUUAUUUUAACAGGCUAAUAGGUGAGAAGAUGAAUUUUCUGUUAAAUAAAAUUAAUUCUAUUUCAUUUGGUACUUAUGGGCUGUGGACACAGGUGAAAGAUUGGCUGUGGUGGGAACAGCUAAGUGUGCCAUAAGAAAGAAAAGAAAAAAAGUGGGAACCUUGUCGAGGCCAAACGUGGCCAGCUCAGGAUGUGCCGCACACGGACAUCAGUUUUCUGACUUGUAGUCCGUUUUAGGGGUCAACCACACAUGUAUCUGCUAUUGGUUCAGGCCUGUUGAAGUGAAGAAGAAAUCUACAAAGGUUUUUAUUUGUUUGUCGCUCGCUCACAUAGAAUGGAAUGGAAUGGGAGGCCAGUAUUCACCAGUGGCCAUUUUGCAUGUGUGAGACUGUGCCCUCACUCCACAAUCACAUCAUAUUGAAGGUAGAGGCAGGAAAAGACUCCCAUGUUAAAAACCUGCGUUCAUGUCAUCAAGGCGGUUGUAUGAUUAAAAAGUUGGUCGUGUGAGAAAUAACUACAUCCAUUAAAUUUGGGUUUAAUUACAAUAAAAGCCUCCUUUUCAUAUUUGGUUUUAAGUGUCCAAGUAAUUAAGUAAUUUCAACUUGGAUGUUGACCUGAACGCUGUUUACAUCCGGGCAGACAUUGGAGCUGGGCCAGCGCUUUGUUGCUUUCUGUUUAGUCAUUGCUCAUUUGGAAGAAAUGACACAACUCACAUUCCCUGUUUGCUACUCCACAGAUAUGUCUAAAUGAUAAGCUACUUGUCGUGUCUGUUGACCUGUGUCUAUAACCUUUGAUUUCAUGUCUCUGUCUGCUGUAUGUUCAUAUUUAUUCUUCAUGUUUUGCACAUGUUGUUGAUUCCCUGUGAACCAAAACACUGAUCCAAUCAGGAACAAAUGACUUCAUUCCAGUAAGUGUUAAUCUAUUUUGAAAAGUUGUUAUCAUAAAAUGUGGAAAUGAUGUAUCUGAUAUCUGUGCAAUAAAGAUAUUCUAAAACAAUAA
Molecule: messenger RNA, 6164 nt
Organism: Dicentrarchus labrax (European seabass)
Lineage: Eukaryota; Metazoa; Chordata; Actinopteri; Moronidae
Gene: rogdi
Product: rogdi atypical leucine zipper
Exons: 11
Coding region: 133-1026 (297 amino acids)
Cellular component (GO): RAVE complex
Source: RefSeq, a predicted model, not a curated record